This is a messenger RNA of Trichomycterus rosablanca, 1918 nucleotides long. It is a transcript of the gene slc6a19a.1, whose product is annotated as solute carrier family 6 member 19a, tandem duplicate 1. The coding region runs from base 1 to 1917 and encodes 638 amino acids. Gene Ontology annotation, cellular component: plasma membrane. Lineage: Eukaryota; Metazoa; Chordata; Actinopteri; Siluriformes; Trichomycteridae. The transcript is spliced from 12 exons. Gene Ontology annotation, biological process: sodium ion transmembrane transport. The record is from RefSeq and is a predicted model, not a curated record.
AUGAAGCUGAAGCUGAAGCUGCCCAACCCGGGUCUGGAGGAGCGCAUCCCCUCUCACGCUGACCUGGAGGAGAUGGAGAAGGUCCAGGCCGGAGAACGUCCUCAGUGGGACAACAAGGCCCAGUACAUGCUCACCUGUGUGGGCUUCUGUGUGGGACUGGGGAACGUCUGGAGGUUCCCCUACCUGUGCCAGAGCCACGGAGGAGGGGCGUUCAUGAUCCCAUUCCUGCUGCUGCUGGUCCUGGAGGGGAUUCCUCUCCUACACCUGGAGUUCGCUAUAGGACAGAGGAUGAGGCAAGGAACCAUCGGGGUCUGGAGGUCCAUCAGCCCCUACCUGACCGGACUGGGAAUAGCCUCCAUGGUGUGCUCCACCGUGGUCGGCUUGUACUACAACACCAUCAUGGCCUGGGUCAUGUGGUACUUCUUCAACUCCUUCCAGGAUCCACUUCCAUGGAGCCAGUGUCCACUCAGCCAGAACGGGACAGGUCCGGUAUCAGAAUGCGCCCGGAGCUCCUCUGUGGAUUACUUCUGGUACAGAGAGACUCUGAACAUCUCCACCAGCAUCCAGGACUCCGGUGGGCUGCAGUGGUGGAUGGUGCUGUGCCUGAUCGCAGCCUGGACGGUUCUCUGGGUCUGCUGCAUCCGAGGCAUCGAGACCACCGGCAAGGCUGUUUACGUUACGUCGACUCUGCCGUACGUGGUCCUGACCAUCUUCCUGAUCAGAGGACUGACCCUCAAAGGAUCCAUCAACGGCAUCAAGUACCUGUUCACUCCAGAUGUGAACGAGUUGAUGAACCCCACGACCUGGAUGGACGCAGGUGCUCAGGUGCUGUUCUCCUUCUCGGUGGCUUUCGGAGGACUCGUGUCCUUCUCCAGCUACAAUCCAGUGCACAACAACUGUGAGAAGGACUCGGUGAUCAUCUCCAUCAUAAACGGCAUGACUUCCGUAUACUCAGCGACCGUCAUCUACUCCAUCAUCGGCUUCCGAGCUACGCAGAAAUACGACGAGUGUCUGGCAGGGAACAUCUUGGCCCUCCUGAACGCCUUCGACCUUCCAGAGGGGAACAUCACCGAAAGUAGCUACGACGAGGCCUUGCAGAUCCUCAACAGCACGUCACCUGCGAUCGUUCAGGGACUCGACCUGAAAACCUGCGACAUGCAGACCUUCCUCAGCCAGGGAGUAGAAGGUACCGGUCUGGCCUUUAUCGUCUUCACCGAGGCCAUCACCAGCAUGCCCAUUUCUCCACUCUGGGCCGUGCUCUUCUUCAUCAUGCUCUUCUGCCUGGGACUUUCCACCAUGUUCGGUCAUGUCGAGGGGGCUGUAGUUCCUCUGCAGGACCUGAACAUUCUACCUAGGAACUGGCCGAAAUCUCUGCUGACGGGUCUGGUGUGUCUGGUCUCCUUCAUCCUGGCCCUCGUCUUCGUCCAGGCUUCUGGAAACUACUGGCUCGCCCUGUUCGACGGCUUCGCGGCAUCCAUCCCGCUGCUGGUGAUAGCCUUGUGCGAGCUGCUGGUGCUGGUUUACGUCUACGGCAUGGAUAGGUUCAACAAAGACAUGGAGUUCAUGAUUGGACACAAGCCUAACAUCUUCUGGCAGGCCACCUGGAGGUUUAUCAGCCCCCUCAUCCUCCUGGUCAUCCUGGUCUUCUACGUCAUCAGCAAAGUUAGCAGCAAGCUGACCUACACUGUCUGGGAUCCUGAUUCGCCCAGUUUUCCAGUUUUGGUGGAAACCACAUACCCUGACUGGGUCAGCGCCGUCAUCUUCAUCCUAGCUGGAACCCCGUGCCUCUCUAUACCUGCAGUGGCGAUCUGUAAGUUCCUGUGGAGAAGGUGCUGUAGGAGGAACCGUUCAGACGAGGAGAACAUCAGAACCGUCUCUGAAAACGUCUCCAUCAGUGUCAAAACAUCUCAUCAAUAAA